AUGGAAGAAAAUGAAGGUGGGGGGUUGGGGGAUGGCCAUAGGAAUGAAGCUAUUCCAGCUGUUGCGGAUGAUGGGUUUCUUGUUGAAAUAGAAGAAGAAGAAGAAGAUGAUGAUGAUUGUGGGGAUCUUUAUAACAAUAUCAAUGUUGGAGAGAAUUUUCUUCAGUCAGUUCGGAAGAAUGAGGAGGAAGAGAAGGCGGUUGAGCUGCGUCAGGAGACUGGCAAUGCUGCUGUGACGGCUGCAAUUGUAGCGUCUAGGAUUUCAAGUGGAGUUGAUGGGUCUAGGGAUAUGGCAGUUAGGGGGAAUGAAAUGAGAGAUAGAGAUUUGGCACCGGCAGCAAGAUUAGAGACUUCUGUUGCUGGUGGGAUAAAGAUUGAGUGUAGUGAUCCGUCGGGUAAGAUGGAUGAUUUAGCGAAGAAUGCUAGCAGUAAUAUUGUGAAUCGAGAGAUAAUUCAAAGGCCUACUGCUGCUAGUGCUAAUGUUUUAGGAAAUGCUAGGAAUGUUGGGAAUUCAGGGAACGGUAAUAUGGUUAGACGAGGAAUGGUUAGUGGGAAUGCAAUGGGUAGUAUGGGCAGUUCCAGUGCCUUAGGUGGAGGAGACGGUAGUGGAGGGACGAUUUUAUUUGUUGGUAAUCUGCAUUGGUGGACAACAGAUGCUCAAGUGGAGUUAGAGUUAAGCAGAUAUGGAACUGUGGAGGAUGUUAAGUUUUUUGAUGAAAUAGCUUCUGGGAAGUCGAAUGGAUAUUGUUGGGCUGAGUUUUCUAAACCUGCAGCUGCCAUGGCAUGUAGGGAAGGGAUGGAUGGACAUUAUUUCAAUGGGCGGGCCUGUGUGGUCAGAUUUGCUUCACCAUCUUCGCUAAAGAGCUUGGAAGAGGGACGGACGAAUCGAAUUAAUCUGUACUAUAGUCUAAGUCAGACCGCUUCAGUGAAUCGAAUUAAUCGGUACAAUGCUACUGUUGGUAAUUUUCAAGAUGGUGGGAAUUUAGGCAGAGCAGGUCCUCAGAUGAUGGGGGUUAGGGGCCCACUUGGUCCUAAGAGAAAUAGGGUUGAUGGCGUUGUAGGAAGAGAGCUUAUGGGGAAUGCUGGAGGUGGACUCAGACAAGGUAUAGGUGCUGCGUCUUCAUUGAUUCAUCCUCAAACAAUGAUGGGUCAAGGCUUUUAUUCUGCUUUCAGAGGGCCUAUGGGGAGAAUAGGUGGUUAUGGAGGAUUCUCUGGUGGUCUAACUCUACCUUUUUCAGGUAGGUUGACUCCAUUUCCACCUGCACAUUUUAGGAGAGGAAUGCCCAUGAAUAGUAUAGGAAUGAUGCCUCGUGCUGGUAUGGAGGGACCUAAUAUGGGCAGAUGGACUGGAGAUGAGCAUGGCUACAGGGCAGGAGAGUCAAGUAAUGUGGCAGAAUCUGAUUAUCAGUAUGGAGAAGAAAGCCGUGAUAGGGGCACUUGGCCUAGUAACAGAGAAAAUGAUAGGCCUGAUUCUUCAGACAGAAGAUAUAUAGACAACAGAGAACCUUCAGGGCGUGAUGAUGAUUGGCAAGAAAGGAGACGCCAAGAUGAUAGAGAUGUUGAAAGCUCUAGAGGCCGUGACCAUGACCCUGCGAGGCAUCAAGAUAGGGAACACAAGCGUGGUCAUCAUAGGGAUGAUAAUGCUGAUCGUCAUAGGCACAGGGACCGAGAGAAAGAACAUGAUGAUGAACAGGACAGAGGAAGAUCAUCAAGUACACAGGCCAAAUCACAGUCAAAAUCAAAGGGGAAGGCCCCCAUGAUCUGA
This is a messenger RNA of Solanum verrucosum, 1764 nucleotides long. RefSeq lists its product as uncharacterized. Gene Ontology annotation, biological process: mRNA alternative polyadenylation. Bases 1 to 1764 code for a protein of 587 amino acids. The transcript has 2 exons. The record is from RefSeq and is a predicted model, not a curated record. Gene Ontology annotation, cellular component: mRNA cleavage and polyadenylation specificity factor complex. Gene Ontology annotation, molecular function: mRNA binding. Lineage: Eukaryota; Viridiplantae; Streptophyta; Magnoliopsida; Solanales; Solanaceae.